AUGGGAAUGAUCAACCAACCAUCGGGCCAAAUCAGAUUGACCAACGUGUCGCUUGUGAAAAUCAAGAAAGGGAAAAAGCGGUUUGAGAUUGCGUGCUACCAGAACAAAGUCCAGGACUGGAGACUGAGAGUGGAGAAGGACCUCGACGAGGUGCUCCAGAUCCCGCUGGUUUUUACCAACGUGUCCAAGGGCCAGGUUGCCAACAACGAGGAUCUUUUGAAUGCGUUUGGAACCACCAACCAUGACGAGAUUCUCCUUGAGAUCUUGGACAAGGGUGAGAUCCAGCUCAACGAGAAGGAAAGAAGUGCCAACUUGCAACAGAAGCAGAACGAGUUCCUCAACUUGAUCCUGACCAAGUGCAUCAACCCGAGGUCCAAGAAGCGGUACCCGCCCAGCAUGAUCCAGAAGGCGCUCGGGCAGUUGAAGUACCACCUCAACCCCACCAAGGCCACCAAGCUCCAGGCGCUCGACGCCAUCAAGCUCCUCAUUUCGGCGCAGGUGAUCCCCAUUGCACGCGCGCAGAUGAAGGUCAAAAUCACCGUGCUUCUGCGGGUCCGGGACGCGUUCCAGGAACACAUCCGGCCCAUGGUGCACAGGAUCGAGAGCGAGAACGAGGGCGCCAAGUUGUUCGAGGCCGUGGCCAUCAUCGACCCGUCCCACUACAAGGAAAUCGUGGACUUGCUUCUGGGCGAGGACCCCGACAAGAUGAAGAGAGGCGAGGGCUCCGUGGAGGUGCUUGACAUGGUGGCGUUGCAGGAGUGA
Metschnikowia bicuspidata var. bicuspidata NRRL YB-4993 is the source of this 762-nucleotide messenger RNA. RefSeq names its product guanine nucleotide exchange factor. Gene Ontology annotation, biological process: ribosome biogenesis; cytosolic ribosome assembly. The transcript has a single exon. Lineage: Eukaryota; Fungi; Ascomycota; Pichiomycetes; Serinales; Metschnikowiaceae. The record is from RefSeq and is a predicted model, not a curated record. The coding region runs from base 1 to 762 and encodes 253 amino acids.